This is a messenger RNA of Arabidopsis thaliana (thale cress), 519 nucleotides long. RefSeq lists its product as uncharacterized. The record is from RefSeq and is marked reviewed. NCBI's taxonomy places the organism in Eukaryota, Viridiplantae, Streptophyta, Magnoliopsida, Brassicales, Brassicaceae. The coding region runs from base 1 to 519 and encodes 172 amino acids. The transcript has 4 exons.
AUGCUUUUAUGCCUUUGCUCCAAAAAUCUUGCAGAUAUCUUCAACAAUGAAUCUAUAGACACCAUUCAUCGUUAUCGAGCCAAAACACAAUUCCCCGAAAAAAUAUCACAAGAAUGCGAUUACCAAAUCAAUCCGAUGAUGAAUUCCUAUGAAUUGCACGUCAAAAUCAAAUCAAAUUCACCGAAGAAGUAUCUUCCUCAACGGCAAUUGGCAAAAAAGCUAAUCGAAACCCUAGAAAAACCCUCGACUGAGUCAAAAAAAAGAUCCGAAGAGAUGAGCAGCCCGCCGCCUUUAAUCGAAUCUAAGCCGUUAAAUUCCAGCCAACCAAAUCUAGACGGCUACAAUUAUCCUUUCGAUAUGUACCGUCGAUAUUUAGAUCUAACGGCUGUGAAGGCUACGGUGCAAUCUAGUGAAUCUGGAUCUCUAAUUGUUUUGAGAAAAGAUCUUGGAGCGCCGCGUGUAAUAGACGCGGAUACCGACCGACAUUGUCUCCACUAUUUUGACUAUUUUAUCCACUAA